This is a messenger RNA of Kwoniella shivajii, 2961 nucleotides long. Its product is annotated as trehalose-phosphatase. Gene Ontology annotation, molecular function: trehalose-phosphatase activity. Gene Ontology annotation, cellular component: alpha,alpha-trehalose-phosphate synthase complex (UDP-forming); cytosol. Bases 1 to 2961 code for a protein of 986 amino acids. The record is from RefSeq and is a predicted model, not a curated record. The transcript is spliced from 8 exons. Gene Ontology annotation, biological process: trehalose biosynthetic process. NCBI's taxonomy places the organism in Eukaryota, Fungi, Basidiomycota, Tremellomycetes, Tremellales, Cryptococcaceae.
AUGGAUUCCAUGCAUCCCGACCCUGCACCUGCCCCUCCUCCUUCUUUAGCCGACAUCAAAGCUCAAGUAGACCGACUUGAAGCUGCUCACAAAGCAAAAGGAACUCCCUUAUCUGGUCGAAUCAUCCAUGUUAUGCAUCAUCUCCCAGUCGAGAUCGUCCGAAUCGUACCUGCAGAAUCCUUGGAAUCAGGCGGUAUGCUUUCCCCACCAAUGACACCUGAAUUUAAACCUGAAGAUGUCGAAGCUACUGUUGAAUCAGCAGAUGCCAAAUGGAGAAUCCACUCUAGAACAGCUCACCCAGCUUUGGUUUCAGGUAUAAAAAGUUUAUCUGAUACACAUGAUCAAAUCUUAGUAGCUUGGACAGGUGAAGUUCUGUUACAACCUGAUACAAACGUUUCUCCUCAAACUCAAUCACAAGCUACUUUCCCUUCUAUCGCUCAAAAUCUUUUAGCUCCUUUCACGAACCAAAAUGAUACCCCUCCUCCAACAGCAGCUGCCCCAGGAAACGAAGCUCCUCUUAUGGUAUUUGGUGGUGAAUUCAACGAUCAAGAGAAAGCUGAAGUAGAGAAGGAACUUGCAAGAUUUACCGAAGUAGAACAGGAUAUCGAAGUCGGUGGCAGGUUGAAAUACUUACCCGUAUUCCUUCCUCCAGAUGUCAGUAAAAGCCACUACGAGGGUUUCUGUAAGAAAACCCUUUGGCCAUUAUUCCACUAUCUUCUUUGGCUCGACUCUACCGCUACCGUCCCUUCACCCGACCCUUCAUGGCUUGCGUACCACAAAACCAACCAAAUGUUCGCUCAACGAGUCGCUGAGGUAUACCAACCCGGUGAUUUGAUCAUUUGUCACGACUACCAUCUCCUCUUGGCUCCAAAGAUGAUUCGAGAAGCUCUCGGCCAAGUCUUCCACCCUAAUGCCGGAUGGGGAUCUGCUCACCCUUCACCCGCUCCUCAACAUGCCAACAGGAAAUUUGACUGGGAACAAAGUCAACAAGCUACACCCACUAAUGACAAGUCAAAGACCGAAAAGCUUGGAGGUUUCCUUUCCAACGUCGGUUCAGCUCUUGGUCAGCAUCUCAACGUAGGAGGAGAACAUGGCACUCCUGUGGAAGUCAUGAUUGGAAUGUUCAUGCACACUCCUUGGCCAAGUUCCGAAAUCUUUAGAUGCCUUCCAACUCGACGUGAAAUUCUCGACGGCAUGCUCGGUGCCAACCUCGUUUCUUUCCAAACAUACUCCUACUCUCGACAUUUCGUCUCUACAUGUAUCCGAGUUUGUGGUUACGAAUCAACCGCCGGCGGUGUAGAUGCCAACGGUCAAGUCACCGCUGUUGGUUACUGUCCUAUAGGUCUUGAUGUCAAACGAGUGGUUCACGACAGAGAAUUGCCUGGAGUCAUCCCCAAAAUGGAAGCGUUGAGACAGUUAUACAAGGAUAAGAAGAUCAUCGUUGGAAGGGAGAAAUUAGAUGUUGCCAAAGGUGUAUACAACAAACUUCAAGCUUUCGAGAAGUUCUUGCAAGUUUAUCCCGAAUGGAGAGGAAAAGUUGUUCUCAUCCAAGUCACAACUCCUGCUCUUUCAGAAUCACCUAAACUUGAAAGAAUGACAGCAGAACUAGUCAGUCAUAUCAAUGGUACCUAUGGAAGUUUGGACUUCACUCCUGUCCACCAUUACCACCAAGCUCUCGAGAAAGAUGAAUACUUUGGUUUACUUUCAGUAGCUGAUCUCGCUCUGAUCACUUCCUUAAGAGAUGGAAUGAACACCACUUCAAUGGAGUUUAUCUUAUGUCAAGACAAAACAAACAAAUCUCCAUUGGUCCUCUCAGAAUUCAUGGGAACAGUAGCUUCAUUCCAAUCUGCGCUUCAAAUCAAUCCUCACGAUUUACUCGGUGUGGCUCAUGCCAUCAACAAAGGAUUGACCAUGCCCGAAGCCGAGAAAGAGGAAAGACAUCAAUCUCUCCUCACCAGUGUAGUGGGACACACAUCUUACACAUGGGCUGCUACUAUCCUCAAACAAUUAUUAGAGAACGUCGGUGGUGAACAUACCGCUCAUCAAACUCCAGCUUUGGACGUUGGUAAAUUCAGCCAAGCUUACAAGAACUCAAAGAAGAGAUUAUUGUUAUUCGAUUACGAUGGAACGUUGACACCGAUUGUCAAAGUACCAUCGCAUGCCGUUCCUACCGAACGAACGCUUGCCGCAAUCACCACACUCGCCCAAGAUCCCAAGAAUGUAGUUUACUUGAUCUCUGGUCGAGACGGUGAUUUCCUUGAGGAACAUUGGGGUCACGUUGAGAAUUUAGGAAUGUCAGCUGAACAUGGAAGUUUCGUUAAACAACCUGGAGAUGAAGACUUCACAAAUAUGACUGAAGCUUUGGAUAUGAGUUGGAUGAGCGAAGUUGAAGAAAUCUUCAAGUACUACACCGAGAGAACAACUGGAUCCACAAUUGAAGUAAAGAAAGCAUCUAUUACAUGGCACUACAGAAACUCUGAUCCUGACUUCGGAGAGUUCCAAUGUAAACAAUGUUUAGACUUGCUCGAAAGUUCAUUAGCUCCUAGGCGACCCAUUGAGGUCCUCGUCGGAAAGAAGAACCUCGAAGUUAGACCUCUCGCAGUAAAUAAAGGAGAGAUCGUCAAGAGAUUGAUGUACGAGAACCCCGAUGCCGAUUUGAUCUUUUGUGCUGGUGACGACAAGACCGACGAAGAUAUGUUCAGAUCAUUAAGAACCGUUUUCCCACCUGGAGGAGUACAUUCAUCAGAACCAAUAAUAAUGAAACCCCCAGUGGCCGUAACAUCAACAUUGGAUCCAGAAGAAGUAGCAGAAUUGAAAGAUGUCGAAUUACAUAUCAGACCUGAUGAAAUAUUCGCUACUACAGUUGGACCACCAGCUAAGAAGACUUUAGCAGGAUGGCACGUCACCUGUCCUGAAGAAGUCGUGGAAGCUUUGGAAGUCUUAUUGGAGAAACAAGCUUAA